Molecule: messenger RNA, 4150 nt
Organism: Amyelois transitella
Lineage: Eukaryota; Metazoa; Arthropoda; Insecta; Lepidoptera; Pyralidae
Gene: mle
Product: dosage compensation regulator
Exons: 24
Coding region: 171-4088 (1305 amino acids)
Biological process (GO): regulation of mRNA processing; positive regulation of transcription by RNA polymerase II
Cellular component (GO): nucleolus; ribonucleoprotein complex; intracellular anatomical structure
Molecular function (GO): 3'-5' DNA helicase activity; double-stranded RNA binding; ATP binding
Source: RefSeq, a predicted model, not a curated record
UAAAACUUGUCCAGCUUGUCUGGUUGUCAUUUGUCGUUGUCGGCGACUCGCAAUUCGGCGUUUCGCACACCAAUUGAUUUUUCGCAUUUCCUGGUGGUAUAUUUCCAUUUGGUGAUUGGGUUGCUGAAAAAUCAAAAAUAAGAUAAUUGACUGGUAAACCUAGUUCCAUCAUGGAUGUAAAGUCAUUUUUGCAUUCUUGGACGGCCAAAAAGGGCUUGACCCCGAACUUCGAUGUUAGAGCUACAGGUCCAAAACAUCGUCAGCGUUUUCUUUGCGAAGUACGAGUUGACGGCUUUAAUUAUGUCGGAGCUGGUAACUCUAUGACGAAGAAAGAGGCUCAAAUGAAUGCCUCUCGGGAUUUCGUCAACUAUUUAGUGAGAUCUGGUGACGUUGCUGCGAAGGAUGUGCCAGAAGACGUCAAGAAGGUCGAGCAGGAGAAACCGGAACCAGCAACUGACAAUGGAAGUCUGCAACAGCAGUAUCAAAAACCUGUCUUUCAGGACGGAAUGGGCCCAGAGAGCAUGGGACCUGCUUACCAUGCUUAUGGUGGGCAAGACCAAAACUUCACUUACAUGGACCGGCUGCAACAACAGAAGAAUGUGGAAGAAGCUGAAGACCUGGAUGUAAAUGCCAGUCUUCACGGCAACUGGACCAUGGAGAAUGCUAAAUCAAAGCUUCAUCAGUUCAUGCAGCUGAAUAAAAUCAAUGCAGAUUACAUUUACAAGGCUAUGGGCCCUGAUCAUACACGGAGCUUCGCAUGUGAAAUGACUAUCUACGUGCGUCAAUUGGGACGCAACGUGACGGGACGCGAGUCGGCGUCCAACAAGCAGACCGCCAGCAAGUCGUGUGCGUUGUCGUUAGUACGGCAAUUGUACCAUCUCGGUGUGAUUGAGGCAUACAGCGGCACUCUGAAGAAGGACCGGACAGCGGAAGGUCUAAUGAAACCAUAUCCAGUUGCCCUUGACCCAGAACUGGAACAAAAAAUUGAAGAAACUUUACAAGACCUAGAAAUAGAACCGGUAGACGUCGAGACAGCCAAACCAGACGCAGACAGGGAAGAUGGCAAGUCGGUGGUGACCAUCCUCCAGCUGGACCGCGUGAAGGCGAUGCGCGAAGCGAGACCAGCGCCCUCUGGCGUCGUGUCGUGGUCGCCGCCGCAGGUCAACUGGAACGCCUGGAAUGGCUGCAAUAUUGAUGAAGGGCCACUGGCGACAGCGAGCUUGGAUGAAAUCAGUUUGGACUUAGAGAAACACCAGAGGGAAGCCUAUCAAAAUAGCACGCUGUACCAGGACAGUCUACGCGAACGGGAACAAUUGCCAGUAUACACCAUGAGGUCUGAGAUCAUGCAGGCCAUCAACGACAAUUCUGUGGUCAUCAUCAGGGGGAACACGGGCUGCGGGAAGACCACACAGGUGUGCCAAUUCAUCUUGGACGACUACAUAGCGAGUGGGCAAGGCGCUUGGGCCAACGUGUGUGUGACUCAACCUCGGAGGAUCUCAGCUGUCAGUGUGGCUGAGAGAGUGGCCAACGAGCGAUGCGAAGAGUUGGGGAAUAGCUGCGGAUACUCGGUGCGCUUCGAAUCUGUUCUGCCUCGUCCGUACGGCUCAAUCCUGUUCUGCACGGUCGGUGUACUGCUCCGGAAACUGGAAGGGGGCCUGCGAGGUGUCAGCCAUGUGUUAGUGGAUGAAGUACACGAACGCGACGCAGACACGGACUUCGCACUGAUCCUCCUCCGCGACAUGGUGCACACCUACCCCGAGCUGAGGGUCAUACUGAUGUCGGCCACGGUCGACACCACUCUCUUCUCCCAGUACUUCGGAGACUGCCCCGUUAUUGAGGUACCCGGUCGCACAUUCCCAGUGAAACAGUACUUUUUGGAGGACUGUAUAGAACUGACCAAGUUCAUGCCCCCACCAGACACGAGGAAACGGAAGUCUACGGGCAAGAAGGCGAGCAAGGACAACGAUGAUGAUGAUGACGAGGAAGGUUUGGAGGAACAAGACGAGGACAUGAAUAAGACCUGCCAGCUGGACCAUAAUUAUUCGCCGCAGACAGCACACGCUUUGUCACAACUCUCUGAGAAAGAUCUAAGCUUCGAACUAAUAGAAGCUAUACUUAUAUACAUCGACUCCUUAAAAAGCGACGGUGCCGUAUUAAUAUUUCUUCCCGGCUGGAACUUGAUCUUCGCGUUGAUGAAGCAUCUGAACAACAACAGGAUCUUCGGAGACACGUCAAGAUACGUGAUACUGCCUUUACACAGCCAGAUACCAAGGGAUGAUCAGAAAAAGGUGUUUUUAACGCCGCCACCCGGAAUAAUAAAGGUGAUCCUGUCAACGAACAUAGCGGAGACGUCGAUCACGAUCAACGACGUGGUGUACGUGAUCGACUCGUGCAAAGCCAAGAUGAAGCUGUUCACGUCCCACAACAACAUGACCUCGUACGCCACCGUGUGGGCCAGCAGGACUAACCUCGAACAGCGCAAAGGACGCGCAGGCCGCGUGCGGCCCGGCGUGUGCUUCACUCUGUGCUGCAAGGCGCGCUACGACCGCCUCGAGCAACACCAGACUGCCGAGAUGUUCCGCACGCCUCUACACGAGCUGGCUCUCAGCAUCAAGCUCCUCCGCCUGGGCAGUAUCGGUCACUUCCUGUCAAAGGCGCCCGAGCCUCCACCGCUAGACGCCGUCAUCGAGGCCGAAGCCUUACUGCGAGAACUCGGCUGUUUGGAUGCUCAAAAUGGCGACGCGCUAACUCCAUUAGGGACUAUACUUGCUAAACUACCUAUUGAACCACGCCUCGGCAAGAUGAUGGUGCUGGGCUUCGUGCUGGGCGUGGGCGACGCGCUGACCACAAUGGCGGCCAACUCCACCACGUUCCCGGAGAUCUUCGCGCUGGAGGGCCGCCGCCGGCUCAGCGGCCACCAGCGCGCGCUGGCCGGCGACCGCGCCUCCGACCACGUCGCCAUGCUCAACGCUUUCCAGAUGUGGGAGAGAGAGCAGGCUAAAGGCGAGGAUGCGGAAAUUCAGUGGUGCGAAUGGAAGGGUGUACAGCAUACUACAUUGAGAGUCACGUACGAAGCCAAAUAUCAGUUGAUAAACAUCCUGACGACCUCGAUAGGGUUCUCGGAGGAGUGCUGCGCGCCGCAGCGCUGGAACCCGAACGGCGCGUGCCCCGUGCUGGACACCGUCAUCGCGCUCAUGUGCAUGGGGCUCUACCCCAACGUGUGUCUGCACCAGGGCAAGCGGAAGGUGCUAACAACAGAAGGAAAGCCAGCUUUAAUCCACAAAACGUCAGUGAACUGCAGCAAUCAAGAGCAGAAGUUCCCGUCGCCGUUGUUCGUGUUCGGCGAGAAGGUGCGCACGCGCGCCAUCAGCUGCAAGCAGACCACCAUGGUGGCGCCGCUGCAUCUGCUGCUGUUUGGGUGCAGGAAGGUGGAGUGGGUCGACAACAUGGUCCGCCUAGACAACUGGCUGAACUUCGAGAUGUCUCCUCGCUCGGCCGCGUUAGUGGUGGCGUUACGUCCCGCGCUGGAGAAGCUGGUGGAGAGGGCCGCGGCACAACCUGAUGCUGCUCUUCAUUUCUCACCCACCGAGCAGAAGGUCCUCCACUGCAUAAAGGAACUGUGCGUGAUAGACGCCGGCGACUAUAACAUACGCCGCGACGUCUCUACUCCCUCCUUCAGAUCCGACGGGCCCAAACGGGGCAUGCGGGGGUGGGGUACCUCAGGGCCUCGUAGCAGCUUCGAAGGAAAUCGUGGCGGAUUUGGCAGAAGUGGUUUUGGUGGCAAUCAAGGUGGUUUCGGCGGUAAUCAAGGUGGAUAUGGCGGUAAUCAAGGUGGAUAUGGCAGUAAUCAAGGUGGAUAUGGCAGUAAUCAAGGUGGAUAUGGCAGUAAUCAAGGCGGAUUUGGCGGUAAUCAAGGCGGAUUUGGCGGUAAUCAAGGCGGCUUCGGCGGUAGCAAUGGCGGUUUUGGCGGCAACCAAGGCGGUCUUCAAGGCGGUUAUGGCGGUAACCGAAGCGGAUCCGCCGGGAAUAGGGGGGGCGGUAGGAGAGGUAAGGUGCGCGGUGGGUGGCGUAAUUUAGAUUGGUGGUAAAACAUUCCUUAGAUGUGUAAUUUGUGUGUUGUCAUAGACCAAAGGUCCAAUAUUGUGUGAUG